CCUGUGUAGACUUACAGGAUCCGGGAGACGCUGCUGUAAUAACAGCAGGUGCAGCGUACAGUGAUUUCCGGAACUGAGGUAAAAGUACGCUACCCCUUUUCUCGGAUAUGGAUCAAAGGGAGACUCCAGGAAGGUCCUCCCCAAGCCAAAGGUUAAAAAGGGGGUACAAAAGCGCAAACAGAACACCUUCUCCCUUGAUCAGUGAACCUCAGGAAAUGAUGGGAAAAGCCCAUGAACUCUUCCAGCUCUGUGAUAAAGAGGAGAAAGGGUUAAUCACAAAGCGAGACCUACAGCGGUUGCAGAAUGAGUUACCCCUCACCCCGGAGCAGCUGGAAGCCGUGUUUGAUAGCCUGGAUCAGAGUAAUAAUGGCUACCUCACACCUGUGGAGUUCAGCCUGGGGCUUGGGAAGUUGCUUGGGGUCAGCCUCCCCCCAGAAGGAGAUGGAGGAGAGCAGUCUGUGCUGGAGGAGACCUUUGAAUCUGGGUGGUCGGAUGGGCCUGACGAUGAUGAUGCUGAGGAAAUGCUUUUCUACGCAACCAUGGAGCAACUGGGAGCUGCGAGAGUGUUCCAGGACCACAAAGAGGUCCGUGAUUUGUGGAACCGUUUACGAAAGGAGCGUCCAGAGCUCCUGGGUAACUUUGAGGACUUCCUCUACCGCGUAUCUUCUUAUAUCCGUGAUGUGCAUCAUGAGAAAGAGACCCUGGAGCAGGCUCUGAAACGGAAGGAAAUUGAUCAUGGACGGGAAGUCAGGUGUCUAUAUGAGGAGAUGGAGCAGCAGAUCAAAGUAGAAAGAGAACGACUUCUCAGAAAGGGCUCUAGCAAGCAUCAAGACAGACACACAGCUCUGCAGAGAGAGCUGGCAAGGAAGGAACAAGAGCUUGAUUGUAUUGUUCUGCGACAGAAACAGCUGGAAAAACAGCUGCAUUCAAUCAACAGUGAGCAGCUUGAAACUCGAGUGCAAAAUGACCGCCUAAAGCAACUCAAUGAAGACCUCAUCGAACAACUGGAGAAAACCAAAGGUGACCUGGAGAAGGCGCAAACCAACCUGCAGCAACUGCGUAUGCAAGAGCAAGAGGAACAAGAGCGCAAGAAAAAGGAUGUGUUUAAAGUUUCUAAGAAUAUGCAGAAGGAAAAACAGAGCCUCAUGCGGCAACUGGAACUACUCCGAGAAAUGAACAAGACGUUUCGGGAUGAAAAGGAUGUGUUUGAAGCAAAGAAAUUGGCAGCUCUUAAGAAGAGCCUUGCUGAGCCGGUCUCAUUGCCUGGCUACUGUUGCUGUUCUCAUUCUGUUGCGUCAUUACCCUGGAACACCGGCCAUUCAUGCAAGGAACAGAUAUAGGACUAGGUCUUUCUUAAUUCAAGUUGGAGCAAUCUUUAUACAUAGAGUGUGUUUUCUUAGAGUCUUUUUAUCCUUUCCCAAGGGAGAGACAUCUCUCACCUUCAUACAUCUUGACAGGCUUGAAAGUAUUUUAUGCGAUAUAUUUCUACUAAUGUGACUGUAUAUAAUUAUGUACAUAUAUAUGUGUGUGCCAGUGCUAAUGCAUUUAUUUGUAUAUAUGAGAUAUAUAUACCAUA
This is a messenger RNA of Spea bombifrons (plains spadefoot toad), 1576 nucleotides long. RefSeq names its product calcium release activated channel regulator 2B (gene CRACR2B). The transcript has 10 exons. Gene Ontology annotation, molecular function: calcium ion binding. The record is from RefSeq and is a predicted model, not a curated record. Lineage: Eukaryota; Metazoa; Chordata; Amphibia; Anura; Pelobatidae. The coding region runs from base 108 to 1340 and encodes 410 amino acids.